Messenger RNA from Musa acuminata subsp. malaccensis (wild Malaysian banana), 538 nucleotides. The record is from RefSeq and is a predicted model, not a curated record. Lineage: Eukaryota; Viridiplantae; Streptophyta; Magnoliopsida; Zingiberales; Musaceae.
CUGCCUUCCCAUGCCCAUCCGGAAUCAGCUGCCUCGCUCAACCAUGGAAGGAGUCGAACACAAGCAGCAGGGACAUCAGGGCGAUGACAACCCUCCACCAGUGCAGGCGGCCCAACACGGUGGUGCUCGUGGCAGUUGGCUACUCGACCCCGCAAUCCUUGCUCUGCUAUUCCUCAGCGUCAAUGUCGCGAUCGGCGUCUACAGGUCGCGCGGUGACCUGUCAACGUUGGCCUUUCUGUUCUUCUCGUAUUUCGACCUGCUCCUGCUCUUCUUCUGCCUCAGGAGGUUCGAGCGGCUCACUGCGGACGCCCGGCCGGAGGAGAAGAGGAGGCUUAAGGUGACUGUUUGGCUUCUGUCGACCGCUCUCGUGGUGGCUUUCAGCUGCAGAGUCUCGGAGGUAAUGCCAUGGGCUUUAGCGGUUUUGGUUUGGGUUAUGGCGGGAUCCGUCACAGUUGGCGGAUUCUACGCUCUCUUUCUGUUCGAGGAGAAGGAUGAUAAGAGGGAACGAUGAUGUUCUUCGUCCCUCUUCCAUCUCUCU